AUGGGAGAAGGAAAUCACUCAGAGGUGACUGAGUUCAUUCUCACAGGACUCACAGAUCGUCCAGAGCUACAGGUCCCUCUUUUUGGGGUGUUCCUACUGAUUUAUAUUGUCACCGUGGUGGGAAAUGGGGGGAUGAUCUUUUUAAUCAAGACUGACCCUCGACUCUACACCCCCAUGUACUUUUUCCUCAGUUAUUUGUCUUUCUGUGAUCUUUGCUAUUCCACUGCAAUUGCCCCUAAAAUGCUGCAGAAUUUCUUAGCCAAGAGGAAAAGCAUUUCUUACACCGCCUGUGCUGUGCAAAUGUAUUUAUGUUAUGUUUUUCAAGUUGUUGAGUGUUUCUUGCUGGCUGUGAUGGCGUAUGACCGUUAUGUGGCCAUCUCCAACCCACUGCUCUAUACGGUCACUAUGUCCAAGCGGCUUUGUAACCUGCUGGUGGCUGGGGUGUAUGGGGUGGCAUUGGCAGAUGCAACGACAGGCACGUAUUACACAUUCCGGCUGUCAUUCUGCCACUCCAACGUCAUUAAUCAUUUCUUCUGUGACCUGCCCCCGCUGCUGGUGCUGUCCUGCUCUGACACCCUCAUCAGUGAGAUUUUGAUGUUUGUCUCCAUGUGCUACACUGUAGGGAUCAGUGUUGGGACCAUUCUCCUCUCCUAUGUCUGUGUCAUCUCCACCGUCAUGAGGAUCCAUUCUGUCAAGGGUUUGCGCAAAGCCUUUUCCACCUGCGCUUCCCACUUGACUGCAGUGGGCAUGUUUUAUGGCACCCUCCUCUUUAUGUAUUUCCGACCCACCUCCAGCUACUCCAUGGACAGUGACAAAAUCACCUCAGUAUUCUACACGCUGGUGAUCCCCAUGUUGAACCCCCUCGUCUACAGCCUGAGGAACACAGAGGUGAAGGGCGCCCUGAGGAAAGCCAUGAAUAAAUUUCGGACCCAUUCUUGA
This is a messenger RNA of Pelodiscus sinensis (Chinese soft-shelled turtle), 939 nucleotides long. The record is from RefSeq and is a predicted model, not a curated record. NCBI's taxonomy places the organism in Eukaryota, Metazoa, Chordata, Testudines, Trionychidae.